AAAUGCGCUGCUGAACAAAUCUCAACUGGCAAUCUCUUCCAUCUUCACUCGUAAGGAUGCGUGUCAGCGGAUUUCUCGUCUUCAUUGCCUGUAUCAUCGCUUGGGCUUUUGCAUCACCGAUAAGCGAUUCGGAAGCAGCCUACAGGAUAUUGAAUAAAUAUCUUCAACGAUUUGGGUCCGAUGAUCUGCAGGACUACUACUUGGCUGGAGAUCAUGGCUCGAUCAAGCGCGGAUUGGGCCCAAGACCUCUACGUUUCGGCUAAGUGGACGUUGAUGGGUAGAGUGAUAGUUUGAACGCCAACACCACGCCAAAAACUCUAACUACACAUACCCACCUCGUCAAUGCGUCUAUCAAAUCUCUACAAGGCCAACAUCCACCAAAUAACAUCUAUCUAUUUACUGUCUUACUUUGCUGUCGUUCGCUGCUAUGAUGU
Molecule: messenger RNA, 434 nt
Organism: Cylicocyclus nassatus
Lineage: Eukaryota; Metazoa; Nematoda; Chromadorea; Rhabditida; Strongylidae
Source: the annotation of a GenBank genome assembly